This is a messenger RNA of Symbiodinium sp. CCMP2456, 2505 nucleotides long. The record is from the annotation of a GenBank genome assembly. NCBI's taxonomy places the organism in Eukaryota, Dinophyceae, Suessiales, Symbiodiniaceae.
AUGCCAAUCAAGCCUCCCCUGCCAACUCUGGUUUGCGCAACAUGCGCUGGCCAGAAGAUUCUGGUGCCCCUGUCCAUGAGCGAGCAGAGCGACAGCGACGCGACACUGGACAUUGCAUUCAGCUGGGAGCACAUGGUCGACGCAGAAGCUCUCAUGAAUUCACUGGCAAAGGCAUUGAGUCACUUUCCUUGCUGCACCGGGCGAUUCGUUCGCAGGCAAGUCUUCGUGGAGCCUGCCGCCGGAGUGAAGGUGAAGCAGCCCCGGCUUUGCAUUUUGUGCAACAACGCCGGGGUCAGCUUCAGCCAUAGUCGCUAUGAUGGCAAAAGACCAUCUGUCCUUGGCCCCAUUACCGGUCUGUUUGACCGAGCAGUUGGUACUCUGGCAAAGGCAGAUGGCAAAGGUGGGCCACUCCUCAGGGUCAAACUCCUGGAAUGCGAGGACGGCCAGAUCCUGGCACUGAGCUUCUCUCAGGGACUCGCAGAUGUGGAGGGCAUAGGCUUUUUUCUGCAAGCAUGGUGCCAUACUCAUCGGGGUGAGGAACCAGGGCCAGCAUCUCUUGAUGCCCGUGUUGUGUUAGAAGGUGCAGUGAACAAUGGAUUCCCAAAGCUGGACUCCGCGUUCACCUAUCUGCAUAGACGUGAGCUUGCCACGAGAGCGGCCACGGCAAAAGCGGCGGCCGCCGCUGCAGCCGAAAGGCUUGGUGUCACCACUUUCUUGCUGGACUGGGACGAGCUUCGAACCCUGGCUGACGACUUUUCGCGGAAACUGCGAGGUCGGCGCUUGAUUUACGAUUCUGAGACGCUCUCCCAUGCAGAGGUAGCUUUUGCACUUGUGGUUGAGGCGCUCGGCAAGGCCGUCUCUGCCAGCGUAUGGUUGGACUAUCGCGUCACAUUUGGCUUCGACCGCCUGUUUGGGCACGUUCGUGGCAUUGCGGACGUGGAUUUGCCUGCUGACCAUGUGCAAGCAGCUGCAGUGAUCCGAAAGAAGCUCCAGAUUGCCAAAGACAGUCCAGACUUUUGGUGCUGGAAGGCGCAGCAAUACAAAACCUGCCCAGUGGAGCCAAGCGCUGAGAUCAUCUUCUCAUCCUGGCUCGAGGCUGCCGACCUUCGAAAAGUCAACUUCGGCGGCAAAACUUCAGGAUCAGGUUUGGGGAGCGGCUUCUGGCAGUGGUGGACCAGCAACCCUGAGGCGCCAGGCAGGUUGGGCGGGUGGCCACAUGCUGUUGUGGCAAUCUACUGUGAAUGCACGGUUACGCUCAGGGACAUCGGGGGACGCCACCAACGACGUCGGGCGAACGUUCCAAUGCUUGGGGCUGAGCUGGAAGAGCAGGUCGCGCAGCUGAAGCUUAAUGCUGUUUAUCGCAUGUCACAUGGAAGCCAUGUUUUGCACACUGGCCUUCCCGAUGGGACGUCGACACCAUUGGAAGCGCUGGAAGACUUGGACCGCGUGGAGCUGGAGGACAAGGAUGUGCAGCAGCAGAGCCUCAUCAGGCGAGCUACCACGAGACAGCUGCACCGAGCGCAGGAUGCGAAGCCGUUCGUUCCUGCGGCUGUCCUAGCAGUGGUGAUCGGUGUCUGCUCAGUAGUUCCAUACAACAUGGUCUUGCGAGGAGAUCCUGGCUCACCCCUCUUCAUCUCCUUCUGCUUGCAUUUGGCGAUCAUUGGUGGCAGUCUGCAUCGGGCAAAGUCUCUGAUCAUGGAACGAAGUAUUCCGCUCAGAUACCAUGCAGCAAUUGUUCUGUUGGGAUGCAGCUUCACGAGUUUCAAGUCGGACGCAUACGUCCGGUUGCCAGCAUCUGUUUGCAUGAUGCUGUCAAACCUGCGCAUGAUGGUGGGCGUGGUUGUCCAGUAUGCUCUGUUCCGGAAGAGAUACUCCUUCUCACAACUGUUUGGCGUCUUUAUUGUGACGGUUGGCAUCGCUUGGGCCAGUCAGGCCAUGCAGUCAGCAAGCGCGGCACGAAGCACCGCAGCGUCUACGGGUGCUGCUUCAUCACAUGACUUUGCAGUCGGCUGUGCGGAAGUGCUGGUAUCCUCGGUGUCCCUGGCACUUUUGAGUUCCACCGUCAAGAUUGCCUUUGAGAAGUUUGGUGAGAGCGUCGAGGAGCAAAUUUUCAUGCAGCAUCUUUGCGGGAUAUUUAUUGUCUUCCCCAGCCAAUGGGACAAAGUGGGCCCAAGAAUCGUGGAGUGGUAUCAGAGGCCUGACUGGUGGCUCAUCCUUAACUUAUUGCUGUCCGUGACUUCAACAUUUGCAGCACGGGCUGCAGCCGCACGCAUGGCUGGCCGCUCGCCAAGCCUGCUCAUGACACAGCUGGUGCAGACCAUCGAAUGCUUCUCCCAGUUACUGCUUGUCGCGCUGAUCAGAGCACCGCCGUUUCCACCUGUCGGUUUUUGGCUGGGCACGCUGGUGCUCCUGAUCGGGACGCUUCAAUAUCUUCGUGCGUCAGCGGAUGUGCCAAAGCCUCCUGUCCGCUCUGACGAAGUGAGCGUGCCUGCAAAGGAGCAAUGA